Messenger RNA from Suillus discolor, 1443 nucleotides. Its product is annotated as major facilitator superfamily domain-containing protein. Bases 1 to 1443 code for a protein of 480 amino acids. The record is from RefSeq and is a predicted model, not a curated record. Gene Ontology annotation, biological process: transmembrane transport. The transcript has 7 exons. Gene Ontology annotation, molecular function: transmembrane transporter activity. Lineage: Eukaryota; Fungi; Basidiomycota; Agaricomycetes; Boletales; Suillaceae.
AUGGAUAUUCCCAAUUCUCAUGAAAUCAUAACAAACGAGACAACACCUCUGAUAUCUGCAAAGGGCUUGAAAAAACCUAGAACGCCCCUUCCAAAACUUCAGAUGGGCAUACUUAUAACGCUGCAACUUGCGGAACCCAUCGCUUCGACAUCGAUAAUCCCGUACAUCAAUCAGCUUAUCAGAGAGCUCGAUAUCACUGGGGGUGACGAUGCGGCUGUAGGAUAUUACGCUGGAAUCAUUUACUCUCUGUUUUUCGUCGGACAGGCAUUGACGGUGUUGAAGUGGGCUCGGCUGUCUGACCGCAUUGGGCGCAAGCCGGUGUUAGUAAUCGGACUAUCGGGAACUUGCAUUUCGAUGUUGUGUUUCGGCCUUUCGACAACCUUCUAUGGCCUUGUCGCUAGCCGCUGCUUGUGUGGUUUUCUGAAUGGCAAUGUUGUAGUAAUGAAGACUAUGGUGGGAGAUUUGACGGAUUCCACAAAUAUGGCUCAGGGAUUCGCCUUAAUCCCGAUCGUCUGGUGCAUUGGAGGCUUUGUUGGUCCUUUAAUGGGAGGAACAUUCGCACGACCGCAAGAUCAUUGGCCGGUAUUAUUCUCCGGUUCGUUCUGGAGACAUUACCCCUACUUUCUGCCUUGUGCAGUGGCAGCCUGUCUGCUCGUCCUGACCCUUGUCAUGAUGACAAUCUUCUUGGAAGAAACAUUACCGACAAAGCGUCGGCCGUCCACUUCAACUACGGUCAGCAUUUCAAGUAGCCCCGACGGAGAAGCACUCGUUACAAACUCGAUGGCAAACAUACCCUUGCGAUCCCUCCUUACGCGUUCGGUUGUUAUCCCGAUUGCAAACUACGCCAUGCUCUCCUUCCUUGACAUGGCUUUUAUGGUUCUUUUGCCGUUGUUCUUCUCGACACCUACUUACCUUGGCGGUCUUGGAUUUGAACCUACUGCUAUUGGCUUGUGGAUGGCGUUGUUUGGGAUCAUAAAUGGUGUUCUUCAGGCAUUAUUCUUUGCCAAAAUCGUCGAUUGGAUUGGUCCAAAGCGUUUAUUCUGUGUCUCAGCGUGGUGCUACCCACUACUCGUGGCUAUGUUUCCGAUAUUAUCGUGGAUUUUACGUGCAAGAGGGGAAGUCGAUCAUGUAAUCACAUUUGCCUUGCUUUGCUUUAUAGGUAUAGAAGUCGCAUGGGAUAUGGGAUAUGGGGUCAUUUUUAUGUUUAUCACAGCCUCUGCUCCAACAAACAAUGUACUUGGUACUAUCAAUGGCCUCGGCCAUACCUCUGCGGCGGUAGCUCGUGCUGUUGGUCCCGCCCUGGCGACUUCGCUUUUUGCUGCAUCGAAGAAAUACAACCUUCUAGGAGGAAAUGCAGUUUAUGUCAUCUUAAUUAUGUUGGCAGGUGGAAUGAGAUGGCUGGCAUCUCAGUUGCCGGAUGACGUACAAGACAAGGACGAGUGA